AGCGGUUGUAAUGGGAACCAGACGUCGAAAGCUAUUACAUGAAAUGAUCAGAAAUACACCUCAGACAUUGUUUUACAAUAGUUUUGAAAUAAGGUUUUGACCUACAAAUAAUUUUUCAAAAGCCAUUCAUGGCAAAGACAUACAUGCAGGGUGUUGUAAGGAGUUAUUAUUUCAGAUUUACCACUAUUUUAUCACUAUCAACACUAUACUGAAAACCCAGAAAUAUGUACAGGUAUAUUUCAUUCUGGAUUGUAAAUAAAAUGGCCAUAUUUGCAAAGGAGACAUCACGACCCCCUGGUUCCUAUCACCACCACUGUAAAGAAAUCAAAGGUAUUAAGUUUCUCUGCAAUCCACUAUUUCAUUUCAGACCACACUGAAUAACUUUGUUUACAUCUGAAAGGGUCAAUUUUACAGACAUUUUGAAAAACUAGUGAAAUUCCCCUUUAAAGGCUGGGCAUUUUAACAGGCUAAGGCAAGCUCUUCUCUCAGGAUCAUGGGGUGUGCCUCAAGUUAAGCUCUAACAGGGAAGGGAAACUACAUGGUGGGAAGGCGUGCUAAACCGGACUGCGUAAAACUGCUGUGUUUAUCUAAUUCUCGAAGGUUUCAAGUGAUCCCCACUCAUACAGCGCUCAAAGGCCCAAAAACAUCACAAUCACGGACUGUCUAUAGUUACAUUGUUUGACUUCACACCAAUCAUUAAAAAUGGCGGAUAAACUUCAGAAAUUAGUUGCGGACAAAAAGGAUGUGGUGGAGACAGUGAUGGAGGUAUUUGAGCAGGGUGCGGAGGUGGUGGCCAGCAUCGCUGGAGAUUUGUUCCCGGUUUUCUCCAUAGCUGCUCCCGUUGUGAAGCUGGCACUGGAUAACGUGGAGAGCAAAGAAGCGGAAUACAUGAAGGAACAGUUUCAACGGGUCCGUGAGCGCCUGGAGGUCGUGUCAGAGGAGAUCCAGCGCAUAAACGAGGAGGUCAAGAAAAGCGGGGCGGACGCUGCUUACUUCUCGGUGGAGGAGAAUCUGACCAACCUGUUCCGCAAGUAUAUGGACAUCCUGAAUGCCAAACCGAAAUUCCGGGAGGCUAAGAAGAAGCAGUUUAUGGAGCACUUCAGCAAGACCGGGGGCGACAAAAAUCUGCACACGCUGUAUAACGCAGUUACAGGGGAUAACUUUUCCGGAGAGUCUGUGCUGGAGAUCACUCUCAACUAUGAGCAAAAGAGCCGUAGGGCAGUGGAGGACUUUUGUGCCAGGCUGAAGCAGCUGUUCUGCAUAGGCCUCAUCGCCUUGAUGGGCCACGCGGCCCUUAAAGGCAGCGAAGAUGAGGAGCAGCUGCUGAAAGAGUGGGCCGAGAAGAUGAAGGUGGUCCAGGAGAAAAUGAACAUUGUCAUCGAGGACUGCAUCAACAGCUUUCCGAGUCAGGCAGAGCUUGACAUCAAGAGGCUUGUGAGGGACAACAGGGACAAGACCAACCAGCAGCUUGCAGACAUGAUUCUGGAAGCCCUGAAGAAGAAGUACGACUGGGUUGGCUGGUCGGUCCGUGUCUUUAACUCACCCACAGGCCUUUUCACCAACAAGAAGGACUACCAUUGCCCCACAGGAAAAAGCAGGUUUCAAGUGCCUACGCCAGAUGAGAAACUGAAUGUAUUUGUUUCUUUUAGUGCUUCUCCAGAACCUCUAGACAAAACCCAGAUCCAAAAGUUGGUUGAGGCCCAGAAGAAGCCUUCAGUUACAGAAGUUGCAGAGAUCCUGUUUGAGAAGGUCCCUGUAUGUGUGGUCCAUACCGUCAAAACUUCCUGCAAAGAAAUGGCCUAUGCCUGGAGCUUUAAAGAUGAGCUUCACUUCUUUGAGCAGUACAAGAACUUCUACCUGUUUGUUCAUUCUGCUUAGACACAAAUAGUAUAGAGACUAUAAUGUUUUUUGGGCCAAAAAUAAUGACAAAUAUAUUUUUUGCCUUUAUGCUGAGUUUAGUCCUCUUUAAGGACUCCUUCUAAGCAUACUUCACAGUAGGGGUGGGCGAUGUGACAUGAAGAUAAUCAACACAUUUUCACGACAUGAUACAUAUUGUGAUAUUUAGUUGCCACGGUGCCACAUUUGAAAAUGCAGUUUUAAAGUACGAGUAUAAUUAUAUAAUUGUGAUUCAGACUUGCAGUCUUGCAAACAAAGGGGGAAACCUUGCACAGCAAUGCCAUUAGGGAGCCUCUUCUAAACUUUAAUUAACCCUUGUGAGGUGUUGAUGUGUUUGGUUCUCAGUGGUCCGGUGGACCCACCGCAUUAUUAUUAUUAUUUUUUUUUAAUCAAUACAGCCAUAACACUGUAUGUAAAAAUACCAGAUGUUUUAAUUAUCACAAU
Colossoma macropomum (tambaqui) is the source of this 2340-nucleotide messenger RNA. It is a transcript of the gene rpz4, whose product is annotated as rapunzel 4. The coding region runs from base 703 to 1878 and encodes 391 amino acids. NCBI's taxonomy places the organism in Eukaryota, Metazoa, Chordata, Actinopteri, Characiformes, Serrasalmidae. The transcript is spliced from 3 exons. The record is from RefSeq and is a predicted model, not a curated record.